This is a messenger RNA of Eruca vesicaria subsp. sativa (arugula), 1569 nucleotides long. The record is from the annotation of a GenBank genome assembly. Lineage: Eukaryota; Viridiplantae; Streptophyta; Magnoliopsida; Brassicales; Brassicaceae.
CACACACACACACACGAAAAGAUAUAUAUAUAGAAAGACAGAGUAGACAAGACAGAUAUCCAAGUUACAUUGGUACUGUUUCUUUUCUUUCUCUUUCUUGCAGUGUAGCUCAUUGGUUUUAGUUUUGAAGGCAUCUCAUUUGUCUUCAUCUUAAACCAUGGAAUCAAACAGAGCUCUCACGACCAUAUGUAUUCUCCUUUGUCUCUUUCUCUCGGCCAGCUUCUUCAGUCACUCUGUAGAUGCAAGAAAGCUUGUGAGAUUUGAGAAAGACUCAAAGAAGAAGCCAAAGAAGCUGAUCAUCAAAGCAUUCAAGCACACAACAUUAUUAGAGAAAAUGAUGACACAACUCAAUCUAGCACAGCCUUUGGAAUAUUCAACAACAUCCUCCAACACUCAACCUUAUGGUGUUAGCACAACUCUCACUCUACCUCCCUAUGCUUCACUUCCUCCACUUCCAGUUCCCGGAAAUGCCCCUCCUUUUUGUGUUAAUCCUCCAAACACUCCUCUAAACUCACCUCCCUCCAUCUCCAAUCCUGGACUUAGCCCACCUCCCGGCCCAAUCACUGUACCCAACCCACCUGAAUCAUCUUCAAACCCCAACUCAAAUCCAAACCCACCCGAUUCCACCUCAAACCCAAACUCAAACCCGAACCCACCUGAAUCAUCAUCUAACCCCAACUCAAAUCCAAACCCACCUGAUUCCACCUCAAACCCAAACUCGAAUCCGAACCCACCGGAUUCCUCCUCUAACCCAAACCCACCUGUUACUAUCCCUAGUCCACCUGAAUCAUCAUCUAACCCAAACCCACCAGAAUCAUCAUCAAAUCCAAACCCACCCGUUACAGUCCCAUAUCCGCCUGAAUCAUCUAGUCCAAACCCGCCAGAAACAGUUCCUAGUCCUCCUGAAUCUGGCUCAAGCCCAUCAGGACCCAUUUCAGGUCCUCCCAACAACGAACCAGGCCCAUCAACCCCAACUAACACUCCUACACCGUCCGGUAAUCUUCCAUCCCCAACCGGAUCAGUUCCAACGCCGUCAUCAGGGUUUUUACCUCCGAUUGUCUAUCCACCGCCUAUGGUACCACCGCCGUCUACGGCAACUCCGACCUCCGCUUACUGGUGUGUGGCUAAGCCCACAGUGCCUGACCCAAUUAUUCAAGAAGCCAUGAACUUUGCAUGUGGAUCAGGAGCUGAUUGCCAUUCAAUACAACCCAAUGGACCAUGCUUUAAGCCUAAUACAUUGUGGGCUCAUGCUUCAUUUGCUUUCAAUAGCUAUUGGCAGAGAACCAAAAGUUCUGGUGGCUCGUGCACAUUCGGCGGGACCGGCAUGCUUGUCACCGUCGACCCAAGUAAAAUAAAUUUAUUAUUCUUGUCAGAGCUAUAAUGGGUGCCAUUUUGAUUUCUUCUGAUGCAUGAAGACUGAAGACAUCUCUUGCUUUUUCUAAUUUUUCAUCUUUUUGUGGAUACGAAUAAAUAUCAAAUAUGUUAUGAUAUAUAAUGUUAGGUGGGUCUCUCACUUGUAAGUUAUAACCUUUUAAGUCUUUACUAAUACUAAUUUACUCGAAAAUGGCA